Messenger RNA from Telopea speciosissima, 1385 nucleotides. RefSeq lists its product as uncharacterized. The coding region runs from base 42 to 1385 and encodes 447 amino acids. NCBI's taxonomy places the organism in Eukaryota, Viridiplantae, Streptophyta, Magnoliopsida, Proteales, Proteaceae. The transcript is spliced from 7 exons. The record is from RefSeq and is a predicted model, not a curated record.
UGUUUUGCUCAAAGUUCUACUUGUGAACUGUGUUGAUUUUAAUGUACUCAUGCUUUAGUUUGUUCUCUAUUGCAGGCAGAGCAUUAAUUUUUUAUACAAUGGGAAAAGGGGUUGGCAGGUUAGGGCUCAAAGGAAAAAUGGUUUUCUUGGCACUAGCUUUUAUUGUUUUCAUUGAUAGAGUUGAUGGAAAUAUCAAACCAACAAAGAAAAAUUCAGAAGAUGAUAAGAAGGCGGAGCUUCUCAAUAGACCUCCAAUCAAAAGCAUUCAGAGUGAAGAUGGAGAUAUAAUAGACUGCAUUGACAUGCACAAGCAACCUGCUUUUGAUCAUCCUUCCCUGCAGAAUCACAUUAUCCAGAUGAAACCUAGUUAUGAUCCAAUUAUAGAUACAACAAUGAAGAAGGAAGAAUCUUCUAUGGCUGCAAUAUCUCAGUUGUGGCAGAGAAGUGGAAGUUGCCCUGUUGGAACAGUCCCCAUCCGAAGGAUCCAGAAACGUGACCGCCUACUCGGGGCUAAUUCUAUCCAAAAGUACGGCCGAAAAAAUCCGUAUGUUAUCCGUGCUUCUAACAAAACAGAGAACCAAGAUAUUAAGCAUAUCAAGACAAGAACCUCUUAUUAUCCACACGUCAAUCGCUCAGAUGCACUACUUCUUACUCAAGGUUACCACUGUAUAGGGGCUAAGGGAGACAUUAAUGUUUGGAAUCCAAAAGUUGAAUCUGAUGAUGAGUACAGUACAGCCCAAAUAUGGCUUAAAACUGGCCCUUCUUCAUGUUUUGAAAGCAUAGAGUCUGGCUGGGUGGUGAAUCCAAGUUUAUAUGGAGACAGACAGACACGAUUAUUUUCUUAUUGGACUGUUGAUUCAUCAAAAGAAACAGGUUGCUUUGACCUCGUCUGCUCUGGGUUUGUGCAAACAAGCCAUGAGAUAGCGCUUGGUGCCAGCGUUGAUCCUAUAUCUGUAGAACAUGGUCCCCAAUACUAUAUAAGUAUUUACAUCUUCAAGGAUACAAACACUAACAAUUGGUGGCUGCAAUAUGGGGACAAGAUCAACAUAGGAUAUUGGCCUGCUGAGAUACUCGGAUUGUUGAAGCAAAGUGCAACAUAUGUUGAAUGGGGUGGUGAAGUCUACAGUUCUAAGAUAGGGAACCCAAAUCACACAACCACAGCCAUGGGGAGUGGACAUUUUGCUUGGGAUCUGUUUGGCUCUGCGAGCUACAUUACACAUAUUCGGAUCCUAGACUACUCAAUGUCACUGAAGUACCCUUUAUGGGUUUAUGCUUCUUCAGAGGAAGAGUAUUGCUAUAGUGCACUAUUUUAUCAAAGGGGGUACAUAAUGGAGCCACAGUUCUAUUUUGGAGGCCCUGGAUGGAACCCCAUAUUAUGUCCAUGA